Musca vetustissima is the source of this 2889-nucleotide messenger RNA. RefSeq names its product cGMP-specific 3',5'-cyclic phosphodiesterase. Bases 1 to 2859 code for a protein of 952 amino acids. Gene Ontology annotation, biological process: signal transduction. The transcript has 10 exons. Gene Ontology annotation, molecular function: 3',5'-cyclic-nucleotide phosphodiesterase activity; protein binding. The record is from RefSeq and is a predicted model, not a curated record. Lineage: Eukaryota; Metazoa; Arthropoda; Insecta; Diptera; Muscidae.
AUGUCUGACAACGAUUACUACAUUGUUGUCGUUUAUCCACGUUUAUCCUCUUGGCUGGCUGGUGGAGAAUGUGUAAACAAUGUCAGUCAGGUUUGCCAAAAAAAUCGUUCAUUUUCAUCAGCAUCGGCUAGCGGCGGCAAACCAUCUCUGGACAAUCGACAACAUUUAAUGGAAUUGGACGAAGGUGAACUCUUUAUGGAAUUGAUACGUGAUGUUGCCAAUGAAUUGGAUAUUGAUGUGCUGUGCCAUAAAAUACUGGUGAAUGUGGGUCUGCUCACACACGCAGAUCGUGGCUCAUUGUUUUUGGCCAAGGGGACACCCAACAAUCGAUAUCUGGUGGCGAAACUAUUCGAUGUUACACAAACGACACCUCUCAAAGAUGCUGUGAAGAAGGCACGCUCAGAAGAAAUAGUCAUACCCUUUGGUGUGGGCAUCGCCGGUAUGGUCGCCCAGACCAAAGAGAUGAUCAACAUUAAGGAGGCCUAUAAAGAUGCUCGUUUCAAUUGUGAAAUAGAUUUGAAGACUGGCUAUAAAACAAAUACGAUACUCUCAAUGCCCAUUUGCAAUUAUGAGGGUGAUAUUAUAGGGGUGGCACAAAUUAUAAAUAAAACCGAUGGAUCUCUGGAAUUCGAUGAACAUGAUGUGGAAAUAUUUCGUCGAUAUUUGACGUUCUGUGGUAUUGGUAUACAAAAUGCUCAAUUGUUUGAAAUGUCCGUCCAGGAAUAUCGUCGUAAUCAAAUCUUAUUGAAUUUGGCGCGAAGUAUAUUCGAGGAGCAGAAUAAUUUGGAAUGUCUGGUGACGAAAAUAAUGACUGAGGCACGAGUGCUGCUGAAAUGUGAACGGUGUUCGGUAUUUCUAGUCGAUUUGGAUUGUUGUGAGGCGAGCCACUUAGAAAAAAUCAUAGAGAAACCUAAUGAAGUGCAAAGGAGAUUAAGUCGCAGUAGAUAUAGUAGUGAUAGUUUGGAUGAUAAGCAGAAAACCAACAACCGUUUUACGGUUCUCUUCGAAUUGGGCGCAGCUAAUCAAUCGGCAAAUAUUUCCCGCCCCACUGGCAAUGAUUUAAGCAAUUCCACCCUGGCUCAAAUUGCCCAAUUUGUGGCGACCACCGGUCAAACGGUAAAUAUAGCCGAUGUUAGGGAGUGGGUGCAGGAGCAUAAUCAAAUUACGGCAGAAAAUGAAAUUGAUUGCAUCAAGGCCAUAUUGUGCAUGCCCAUUGUCAAUGCUCAAAAACGGGUGAUUGGUGUGGCCCAGCUAAUCAACAAGACUAAUGGCAUGCCUUUUACCGAUUGUGAUGCUUCCAUCUUUGAAGCAUUUGCCAUCUUCUGUGGUCUGGGCAUACACAAUACGCAAAUGUAUGAGAAUGCCUGUAAGCUAAUGGCCAAACAAAAGGUAGCCUUGGAAUGUUUGUCAUAUCAUGCAACAGCGCCACAGGAUCAAACCGAUCGUUUGGUUCAGGAUACCAUUGAAACUGCAGAGUCGUAUAAUUUGUAUAGCUUUAAGUUUAUUGAUUUUGAUUUGUGUGAUGAUGACACUUGUCGUGCUGUGGUCCGUAUGUUCCUGCAAUGUAAUCUAGUUCAAAUGUUUCAAAUACCCUACGAUGUGCUGUGUCGUUGGGUGCUGAGUGUACGCAAAAAUUACCGUCCCGUCAAAUAUCACAAUUGGCGUCAUGCUCUCAAUGUGGCCCAGACAAUGUUCGCAAUGAUGAAAACGGGUCGCAUGGAACGUUUUAUGAAGGACUUGGAAAUUUUCGGCUUGUUAGUGGCAUGUUUAUGCCACGAUUUAGAUCAUCGUGGAACGAAUAAUGCCUUCCAGACAAAGACGGAAUCACCUUUGGCUAUAUUGUAUACAACGAGUACAAUGGAACAUCACCAUUUUGAUCAGUGUGUAAUGAUUUUGAAUUCGGAGGGUAAUAAUAUUUUUCAGGCUCUAUCACCAGAAGACUACCGACAUGUUAUGAAAAUCGUGGAGAAUGCAAUUUUAUCCACAGAUCUUGCCGUUUACUUUAAGAAACGUAAUGCCUUCUUGGAGGUGGUGGAAAGUGGUGAAUUCGAUUGGCAAAGUGAAGACAAAAAGGAUUUAUUAUGCGGUAUGAUGAUGACAGCUUGUGAUGUCAGUGCUAUUGCCAAGCCAUGGGAGGUGCAGCAUCGGGUGGCCAAGCUAGUGGCUGAUGAAUUUUUCGAUCAAGGAGAUUUGGAAAAACUGCAAUUGAAUACACAACCCGUGGCAAUGAUGGAUAGGGACCGCAAAGAUGAGUUACCCAAAAUGCAAGUCGGAUUCAUUGAUGUCAUCUGUUUGCCCCUCUACAAAGUGUUGUGUGAUACAUUCCCCUGGAUAACGCCCUUGUAUGAAGGUACCUUGGAAAAUCGUCGUAAUUGGCAGGAUUUGGCUGAAAAAGUAGAAAUGGGUUUGACAUGGAUUGAUCAUGAUACCAUCGAUAAGCCAGUAGAGGAAUUUGCAGCCUGCAAUGACGAAGAAAUCAAAGACAUUGAAUUCACUGUAACCACACUAAAUUGUCAUCAGCAGCAUAGUGAUGAUACCUCAACACCCGAACAUCAACGUGGCAUUUCUCGUUUGAGUAUCAAGAAAACCGGUGCCCUCGGCAAGGCAGUAAAAUCAAAAUUAACCAAAACUUUAUACAACAGUAUGGACGGUUCAAAACCAAAAACAUCGCUGAAACUCUUAGAGACACAUGCCAGUGAAGAUUUAGAAGAUAAAAGUCCUACCAGCCCAUCACAACCCACAGGUCCUGCAGGUUCAACUGGUCAAAUGUCGGCAUCUUCAUCGAUAUCAUCAUCCUGCACAACAAAUUCCAUCACCGACAAAAACAAGAAACGUUCCAAACUUUGUGCCCUUUUGUGACGUAAACCUUCCAAUUAGAAUCUAAAGUAA